AUGGCUCUUGCUGUCGACCUCUUCGAGAUUUUCUUUGCAAUUGUUUCUCUUUUGGGUUUGAUAUUCACGGCAGUUUCCAUUUACCUGGUUUACAUUCACUGGAAGUUCAGCCAUAUCCCGGGACCAAAGAGGGACAGUUUUUUCCUUGGUAACGUACCGCUUAUUCGCCGAGAGCGAGAAAAGGGAAAAAUAAUGGGUGAAUUGAUGCAAGAAUUGCAUAAUAUUUACGGCCCAAUAGUUUUGAUGUGGGGCUUUCACCGGCCUUUCCUUUUCGUUUCUGAUCGAGAACUCGCUAAAAAGUGUCUUAUUACGCUAAAUCUGCCAAAAAAUCCCAAGGCUUAUGUGAACCUUGGCUAUCCAUUCGGUCACCGAUUGGCAGGCCGCGGUUUGGUAACAGAGACCGAUCAUGGCGUUUGGCAAAAGCAAAGAGCACUGUUAAAUCCGGCGUUCCACCGCCGUUAUUUAAUGAACUUGAUGUCCGCGUUUAACAACAGCUGUGACUUGUUUCUGGCCAAGCUGGAUGAGAUGGCAGAUGGAGAAACUGUUGUAAAUAUGGCAGAAGAAUUUGCACGGGUCACACUGGAUGUUAUUGGAAAGGUAUUCAAUUCAACCUCACGUACUCAAGAAUAUACACUGUAAAAAGCUAAACCCCACCACAGCAGUGGCUGCACUGCUAAGUGCCAGUAAGCCAUGUGGCCCAGGGCGGGGGGGAGGGUACUCUGGGAUUUCAAGUGACAGGGAUGAUCGGAUAGGGGCAAAAAUUGAAACCAAAAAAAAUCCCUGGACCAAAAUUUAACCCCAAAACAAUCCUAUGCUGAAUUUCCAAGCCACAAAAAUUUCCAGAACACAAGUACAAUUGCAAAACAAGUUGCUAAAAUUUUCUUACCCAAAAAAUUCCCAAUAUCAAAAAUUUCAACCCCCCCAAAAAUCCUUUGAUCAUCCCUGUCACUUGAAAUCUGGAGUACCCCCCAGGGUCAUGUAGCUGCAUAGCCCCAUAGCCAUUUAGCCACAUAGCCACCUAGCCAAGUGUAUGCCUUGUUCUUUAAGCCCACAGUGGUACUGAAGCCUUAUUAAGACACAUAGCCACUUAGUCAUGUAUCUAGGUAGCCUCAUAGCUGUAUAGCCGCAUAGUAAUUUAUCUGUCUUGUUCUUAAUAAGGCCAAUGCAGAAUUUAAAGCCACAUGACCACAGUCCAGCUUUUGGAGUGGUCAGGUAUUCUGUAGCCUGCCUUACAGCCGGCCCAUGCAUCAUCCAAAUCUUUUGUAUGGACUGUCUGCAAAUUAGUGAACAAAAGCAGAGUAGCAAGGAUAUACAGCUGUUUCGAGAAAGGUUGUCAGAAGAAAUGCGCCUUCAACAAUCCCGAAAGGUAAUAUGGGAUAUGAUCAAUACACUGUUCGUAAUGACUGAAGCUGUCGAACCUACUUUUGUUGCUUUUCUUUAGCACUCACAAACAUAUGUCCGUGGCCUCCUGUAUCAUUCUUUCAAAUUUCUUUGAAGAACAGUGCCCUCAAAGCCACCCACAAUACCUUUCGGGAUUGUCACGUGUGCUUUUUCCAACAGCCUUUGUUCAAAAUUUGAAGAGAAAUGCUCAUAUACAGCUAUUUAAUAGCUGUAUAUGAGCAUUUCUGACAGGCAGGCCUCUUAUGGCAAGGAGCGUUUACGGUAAACAAUGAAAGAACAGUUUGAACUAGAAAGUCUUCUUCCGAACAACAACAACAGAGCCAUCACUCGGGGGGGGGGGUUGUGGGCAGCUGCCCCCCUGGACCUUUUGAGCCAGAAAAAUCAAGUCUGUGGAUGUAUUUGUUCUGUUUAGACUCAGUAAUUUUGAUUGUAGUGACUUGCAAUAAUUGUUUGCCAUUUUCAAACUGGAGACAUCUUUAUAGGUUAGUUAGCCAAAUGUCAUGCAGUAUUGUGAAAUGUUUAGUGUACUAGUGCUUGGAUAUACCUUGUGUUUCAAAUUAACAGGACCUUGGAAAUAAGCACUUGUAAGCACUGAAAACACAUGCCUUUUCACACCUCUUUGAGGUCGAUUUUUCGUAGACAUAUCUCAUGACAAGGGCUGAAAAUAGCAUUUCAGAGCCUCCAAAUCUAAAAAUAUUCUGGAGGAGGAUACCCCAGACCCCCCUACAAGGCUCAUGCCUUUGGCACUUGCAUUAAUGCCCCCCUGUUACAAAAAAGCUAGCUACGGCCCUGAACAAAAUGCUUUGAGAAAAUUCCAUCAAGGCCAAAAUGUGUUUGUAAAUUUGUCGAUUGGUUUUCCAGUUUCUUCCAAUUGCUGCAAAUGCACUGCCACGUAUUCUGCAAUCUAGCUGACAGCUCUCGCGUUAAAACAAAUCAGGAAAUCACGAUGUUCCCAGACAAAAAACUAUACACACAUAGCUAUUCAGGUAUUUUGGAGAACUAACCAGCUUCAUAACCUCUAAAUGUGCGACUCAAAGCAGCAAAAAUAAUACAUGCUCAGUCAAAGUUUAGAAUACUUCAUGCACUGCAUAAUCUGUUCUCUAAGAGAGAAAGGAAGAAAAACCUCUGUUGUUCAGGCUGACUCUAAGACCACGUUUCACGCUAUCAUGAGCUCAUUCUCUCUUGCCAUGAGUCAGGCUAGGCCUGUCAACACUUUAUUUCAAAUCAGACUAAAAACAAACUGUGUAAAAAAAUUAGCUAUUCAAAAACACCAACAUAUGUGGUUGCAACUCUGCGAGAUUUGACCAUGAUAUUGUGCACUAAUUUGCAGAUGCUCUUUACAGAAGGUUUUGCGUACAUGUGAUGCAGGCUAGUAUUCUGCCGUUGCUUCCAACUUAACAGUGUAUUUUUGUGAGUAUGUAGGUUCGCUAUAUCGAGGUUCCACUGUAUAUGUCUUGUUCUUCAAUAAGCCCAAUGCAGCUCUUAAAGCCACAUAGCAGUGUAGCCACAUAGCCAGUCCAGCCUUUGAGUGGCCAGGUAUUCUGCAGUUACUCUAAAGUGGUAUUAAUGAUCCUUUUACAGGUUGCUUUUGACAUUGAUGUCAACGUUAUAAGAGAUCCUAACAGUCCAUUUCCAUCAGCAGUUUCCAAAGGUCUAAAGGGGGCCCAGGAAAGCAUACGUACUCCAUUUCCCCAGCUGUUCGGGUUGGUAUUUCCAUCCCAGUCAGGUUUGGCCGAAGCAAUAAAAUUCAUUCGUGAGUUUGCAGGGAAUGUUAUCAAGGAAAGACAGGAAGCUGUUUUGAGAGGAGAUGAAACUCCCAACGAUAUACUUGCUCACAUCUUAAAAGUAGCAGAAUCAGAGUCCAGCUUAAGUUUUGAAGAUCUGAUUGAUCAGUUUCUCACAUUUUUUGUUGCAGGUAAGACAUUUUAUCAAUUUGGGUGGAUUUUUUGUGGAGUUGAACUAAUAGGUGGAACCUAUUGUUUACAUGUGUCUCGGAAAGUUUGAUCCUGUCUUGAAAACUUUUGAGGCAUCUUUGAAGAGAAGAUGACGCCCUAUUUUUUUAUGUUUCCUCUUAUUUUGCCGUCAUCUACUUUUUGCUUUGUUUGUUACCCCUAUCUUUGUCCUUUUAUAGGUCAGGAGACCACUUCAAACCAGUUAUCUUUCACUCUUUUUGAAAUACUAAAGCACCCCGAUGUUGAAAACAGGUAUUUAUAUAUACACUAGUGUAGAUCAGAUUAUUAGAAAGACUGGAUCAGCAUGAUCUGAAUCUUCUACUAAACAUUUCCAAUUACAUUAUAAAACUGUUUGACAUACAGAUUGAUGUUGGCCGGUUGCAUUUUUAAAAUUCUUGCAAAAAAAAUUGUAGCUGUCUUUUGUUUGCUCCUGUCCUUAGAAGUUUGUAUGUAUCUGACCCUAACAAACAUUAAUAAGGUUUCUUAGGGUAAGAUACCUAUAAACUUCUAAGGACAGGAAGACCAUUAAUGUUGAUUGUUUUGCAUAGAAUUGUUCAAGAAAUUGAAACUGUGCUUGGCUCCCGCCAGUUUGUGGAACACAAAGAUCUUGGAAACCUUCAGUAUCUGGGACAGACACUCAAGGAAGGCCUCCGCCUUCACCCACCUGUCGGGGGGACAACAAGAAUCACUACAAAGGAAGAAAACCUUGGAGGAUUAACCAUACCUGCAGGAACCUCAAUCAACGUUAGUUGGUUCAUAUUGCAGCGUCUUUCAGAUGCGUGGUCAGAACCAGAGAAGUUUGAUCCUGACAGGUUCUCCCCUGACAAGCCAAUUCCACCGUCUGUUUACUAUCCAUUUUCCGUUGGACCAAGGACCUGCAUUGGACAAACCUUUGCUCAGUUUGAGGCACGAGUACUUAUGGCUCGAUUGCUGCAGGAGUUUGAGUUGACAUUGUUACCAGGGCAAAAUAAAAUGAUACAUGAAGAAAGGCUGACGCUUAGACCGAAGGGUGGUGUCCUGUGCACCAUCAAGAGAAGAGGGCUCAAACAGGAAUAG
Porites lobata is the source of this 4409-nucleotide messenger RNA. Lineage: Eukaryota; Metazoa; Cnidaria; Anthozoa; Scleractinia; Poritidae. The record is from the annotation of a GenBank genome assembly.